This is a messenger RNA of Aspergillus mulundensis, 1785 nucleotides long. Its product is annotated as putative tannase. The transcript has 2 exons. NCBI's taxonomy places the organism in Eukaryota, Fungi, Ascomycota, Eurotiomycetes, Eurotiales, Aspergillaceae. The record is from RefSeq and is a predicted model, not a curated record. The coding region runs from base 1 to 1785 and encodes 594 amino acids.
AUGCGCCAACCGCGCAACGCUCUCUUCGCGCUGGCCACCACGGCCUCCGCCGCCUCUCUCUCCGACGUCUGCACCGUCUCCCACGUCAAGAACAUCCUGCCCAGCGAUGGCACCCUCCUCGGCAUCAACAUGCUUCCCUCGGCCGUCACCGCAAGCGUCUACAACGCCAGCUCCAGCUCCUCAUCCUCCAGCUCGGGCGGCAUGGGCAUGGGCGGCUCCUCGUCCUCAUACAACUACUGCAACGUGACCGUCUCGUACACCCACCCCGGCAAGGACGACACCGUCGUCAUCAAGUACGCCUUCCCCAGCCCCUCCGACUUCAAGAACCGCUUCUACGUCGCCGGCGGCGGUGGAUACUCGCUCAACAGUGACGCCACUGGAGGCCUCGAAUACGGCGCUGUUUCGGGCGCAACGGAUGCUGGCUAUGAUGCGUUCAACAACGACUACGACUCGGUUGUUUUGCAGGGAAAUGGCAGUGUUAACUGGGAUGCCACUCACAUGUUUGGUUACCAGGCUCUUGGUGAGAUGACUCUUAUUGGGAAGGAGCUGUCCAAGGGCUUCUAUGGUCUUGCCUCCGAUGACAAGGUCUACACCUACUACGAGGGCUGCUCUGAUGGAGGCCGUGAGGGUAUGAGCCAGGUCCAGCGCUGGGGUGAGGAGUACGACGGUGUUAUUACCGGUGCUCCUGCUUUCAGAUAUGCUCAACAACAAGUGCUGCACAUCUUCUCCUCCGUCGUCGAGCACACCCUCGACUACUACCCUCCUCCCUGUGAGCUGGCCAAAAUCGUCAACGCCACCAUCGCCGCCUGCGACCCCCUCGACGGCCGCACCGACGGCGUCGUCUCGCGCACCGACCUCUGCAAGCUGAACUUCAACCUGACCUCCAUCAUCGGCACCCCCUACUCCUGCGCCGCGCAAACCUCCACCUCCCUCGGCUUCGGCUUCAGCAAGCGCAACGACCACAAGCACAAGCGCCAGGCCGCCGGCAGCGAAACCUCCUACCAGCCGGCCCAAAACGGCACCGUCUCCGCGCAAGGCGUCGCCGUCGCCCAAGCCAUCUACAACGGCCUGCACACCACCCAAGGCGAGCGCGCCUACCUCUCCUGGCAAAUCGCCUCCGAGCUCUCCGACGCAUCCUCAACCUACAACUCCACCACCGGCAAGUGGGAGCUGGACAUCACAUCCAUGGGCGGCGAGUACGUGCGCAAGUUCGUGCAGCUCCUCGACCUCGACAACCUCGACACCCUCGACGGCGUGACCUACGACACCGUCGUCGGCUGGAUGGACACAGCCAUGGUCCGCUACUACGACACGCUGCAAACAACCCACCCCGACCUGACCGCCUUCAAGCAAAGCGGCGGCAAGCUCCUGCACUACCACGGCGAAUCCGACCCCUCCGUCCCCGCCGCCUCCUCCGUCCACUACUGGCAGUCCGUCCGCGCAAUCAUGUACCCCGACGAAAGCGACGCAGACAUGAGCGACUUCUAUCAGUUCUACCUCAUUCCCGGAGCAGCGCACUGCGGCACAAACACCCUGCAGCCAGGCCCAUACCCGCAGAACAACAUGGAGACCAUGAUCGAGUGGGUGGAGAACGGGACCAAGCCGUCCCGCCUCAACGCGACCGUGUCCUCGGGCGACUAUGCGGGCGAGACGCAGAUGCUGUGCCAGUGGCCGACCCGGCCUCUGUGGCAGAAUGGCAGCGAUACGUUUAGCUGUGUGCGGGAUGAGAAGUCGGUGCAGAGCUGGACGUAUGAUUUUCCGGCUUUCAAGAUCCCCGUCUUUUAG